Molecule: messenger RNA, 1623 nt
Organism: Botrytis porri
Lineage: Eukaryota; Fungi; Ascomycota; Leotiomycetes; Helotiales; Sclerotiniaceae
Exons: 3
Coding region: 1-1623 (540 amino acids)
Biological process (GO): lipid metabolic process
Molecular function (GO): phosphoric diester hydrolase activity
Source: RefSeq, a predicted model, not a curated record
AUGUUUAAUUUUACCCGACAUGCAUUUGCAGCCCUGCUGCUCCUGCUACCUAUGGUUCUGGCAGCAUCAAAAGCAUAUGUGGAACUCGUCAAUGGAACUCCAUACGACUGGCACUUGAUAUCUAAUGAAACACAUCACAUGAAAUGGUUUCCCAAUACCACCAUUCCGUCCGGUACCAGCGCCGAAUCCUAUAUCUCAUGGAUUCUCUAUCUACGGGACGCAAAGGCCGAAGCAACAUAUCGUAUCGAUAAUCCUUCAUCCCCCGAAUCCUUUACCGUUCGAGCCCGCCAAAAUCCAACCAAAAUCGAGGUUGUCUAUCAUGAAAACCUCUCCUCUCUCAACAAUCCCAAAAAUUCAAUCAUCGACCUGGUUUAUAGCAAAAAACAUCCGCAUCCAUUCAUCCUCGCAGGAAAUGGUAUCUCAACCCCCUACGUCAGCUCUAACCCUCCAAUCCCCUGGAUGCAAAACACUCUUUCCACUAUCUCCUCAAGACCUCUCCGUCAAAUCAGUAUGCCCAUGGCUCACAACGCAGGCGCCAGUAUCGUAAGCAAUUCAUUCAAAGGGCCAGGCACAUUACACAACACACAAACACAAGCCAAUUCCGUAUUUAUGCAACUAAUUUUCGGAGCCCGCUGGUUAGAUAUUCGACCUGUGUUUUAUGAGGGAAAAUGGAUGACUUACCAUGGUAAAUUUGCCUCGGGGAGAAUGUGGGGUGCCACAGGUCAAAGUAUUGAGAGUGUAAUUGAAGAUGUGAAUAGGUUUACAAAAGCACAUCCCGGAGAACUCAUCGUGCUUGACAUAUCGCAUGAUGCAAGUAAUGCGUGGAAAUGGAGGAAAUUUAAUGCGAUUGACUGGAUGAAGCUUUUGGAGUUAUUGGGUGGAAUUCGUAAUGCGUGGCGGGAACCACGGAGAUUGGGCUGGGAUUUGUCGCUUUUACCAUUGGACACUUUUAUAACCAAGGGGGGUAAUAGUACGGUGUUCGUGAGGAUUCCUUGCGAUGCGCCGAUACCGUUUCCGACACAUCCUGGGAGGGGAAAAAGAGAUGCAAAUACCACUCUGAUAGCAUCUUCAGCUGGCUGCGAUCCUGUUAGUUCAGAUGAUUAUCUUGCGCCGUUGAACACUAUGGAUUCGCUCGACUCACAAGAGUUGUCUUCUUCCCCUAUCGAUAAGCGGGAAAUGUCCAACAUUCCCGGUGGCAUUCUGCCUGAACCCCUCUCCCGCCGCACCAACUACAAAAUAACCUUUACACCCCUCCCGGCGUCCCGCCUCCCCGUAACCGGGCACGACUCCGCCACCGACUCUCCUUCCUACCUUGCCUCCUCCCAGCUCCGCCUCCUCACCCUACACAGAUCCUCUCCCGCCAUCACCCCGACAAACCCCGCACAAAUGCACAAAUCAUCCUGGAUCCUCUUUCAAUUGACUACUUUCGAAGCCGAUAUCGGUAAUUGGUGGAAUUCUGUACUCGGGUAUGCGAUAUUGGCGCAGCGGAGCUUGUUCAGGAAUUUUGGGGGACUGGUACGCGGGAGAGGGAAAACAGGAAAACCGAAUUUGAUCGAGGUGGAUUAUAUUAGGACGCCGGAUGUGGCGGCGUUGGCUAUGGCGAUUAAUGUUUGGGAGGAGUAG